Messenger RNA from Pelobates fuscus (common spadefoot toad), 2652 nucleotides. It is a transcript of the gene CERK, whose product is annotated as ceramide kinase. The transcript has 14 exons. Lineage: Eukaryota; Metazoa; Chordata; Amphibia; Anura; Pelobatidae. Gene Ontology annotation, biological process: ceramide metabolic process; phosphorylation. Gene Ontology annotation, molecular function: ceramide kinase activity. Bases 62 to 1765 code for a protein of 567 amino acids. The record is from RefSeq and is a predicted model, not a curated record.
CGCAGUGUUGCGGGGGCGGGGCCUGUCAGCCAUGGAGCUCGGGGACCGCUAGCUGGGUGAGAUGGAGCCGGUCAUGGAGCUGGCGCUGCGCUCGGUGCUGGCUGUCCGCGGGCAGAGCUGUGAGCUGAGCCUGGACUCGGAGCGGCUGGCCUGGCGGGAGCUGAGACCCAGGAGAGACCGGAGCCGCCGGGCUGGUGUCUGUUUGACAAGGGUUCUCCAGCGGGCGAGAGGACUAACAGACAGCCUCAAUCGACAACUACCAUCAGGUGGCCAUUCCAUCCCUGUGUCGGAGAUUGUUUCGGUAGGAGAAGCCGAGAUUGAUGAGACGUACCACCACAGUAUGAAAUGGGAGCACAUGUGCAAACCGCACGCUUUUACAGUUAAUUAUGUACAAAGGGUGAAGAACCACCGCUGGCGGUGCAAGGCUGUGACGUUUUGGUGCAGUGAUGAAGUUCUUUGUUGCCAUUGGCUAAAAGCACUUAACGAUCUACUUGAUCAUCAAACAUGUAGACCAAAGCACUUAUUAAUUUAUAUAAACCCGUACGGAGGAAAGAAAAAAGGAAAGCAAAUAUAUGAAAAUAAAGUGGCUCCAUUAUUCAACCUUGCAGGCAUCUCUACAGACGUUAUCGUGACAGAAUUUGCAAAUCAUGCUAGGGAUAACCUUUACGAAGUGAAUCUGGAAAAAUACGAUGGGAUUGUGUGUGUUGGUGGAGAUGGGAUGUUCAGCGAGGUUCUGCACGGACUUAUAGGCAGAGUGCAAAAAGAUAAGGAUAUCGACCAUGACAAUCCCGAAGCAAAUCUAUCUCCGUGUGCAAUAAGAAUUGGCAUUAUCCCUGCCGGAUCCACAGAUUGCGUAUGCUUUGCAACUGUUGGUAUUAACGACCCUGUGACUUCAGCUCUUCACAUCAUUUUAGGGGAUUCUCAGCCUUUGGAUGUAUGCUCUGUACAUCGAAAGAAGAGGUUUCUGAAAUACACGGUCUCUCUGUUGGGCUAUGGUUUUUAUGGUGACGUUUUAAAAUGCAGUGAAAAGAAUCGGUGGCUGGGUCCAGCUAGAUACGACUUUGCAGGGAUCAAGACCUUUUUGUCUCAUCACUGCUAUGAAGGAACGGUGUCUUUUCAAGCAGCCAAGUGGGCAGCGGGGUCUCCAAGGGACCUAACCCGAUGCAUGUCUGGGUGUGAUAUUUGCAGACAAAGUAGCAAACAGCUGGACGAACAUCAGAAAGCACAAGCGCUUGGCUCACUGCAGAAUGAACAAGAAGAUUGGAAGACAAUCAAAGGGAAGUUCAUGGCAGUCAAUGCAGCCAACAUGUGCUGUGCCUGCCCGCGAAGUCCAAAGGGUCUCUCCCCGGCAGCUCAUUUGGCAGAUGGAGCGGCGGAUCUCAUUGUGGUUCAUAAAUGCUCCAGGCUAAAUUUUCUAAGGCACCUUAUCAGACACACGAACAAGAAAGACCAGUUUGACUUUCCAUUUGUCGAAGUUCAUCGGGUGAAAACUUUUCAAUUUACCCCAAAACAUUUUGAAGUUGAAGAUGAAGAUGGCGACGCAGAGAGCACAGACCUAAGGAUUUCUGGAAAAAAGAACUUUGCACAGAUCUGUACAGAUCAUCCCUCGUGUGGAUGUAAUCAGGUGAAUAGCAUCUGGAAUUGUGAUGGAGAGACCCUGGACCAGACUGCCAUUGAGAUGAGGGUCCACUGUCAGUUGAUUAAAUUAUUUGCACGCGGUGUCGAAGACCCCAAGCCAAAAAAUAAAUGCUCAAGCAGAAUUUAGGGAAAUGUAUUUUUAGAAGUCUUUUUUUUUUAUGAAGACUGUGAUGUGUGCUGCCCUACUAAUUUUAUUUAUUUUACAUAUUAUGUGUAUGUUUUUGAAGGAAAAAGUGUGGAUGAUGUUAAAAAAAAAAAAAAAAAAAAAAAGAAAUCAUUAGUUUGUUGUGGAUAGUUUUUAGGGUUUUUUUUUUUCUUCUAACUUUGCACCUUUUAUUUUUGUCAAUAUUACCAGAUGCUGGUAUCAUCAUAACGCUAUGUCGCUUUUUAAAUGGCAGUUUUUUUUGUAAAUGAGAAAAGUUGUUACUUUGUAUUGUAUGACAGUAAACCUGUAUCUAGAUUAUUUGUCAUAUUAAGUUCUAAUAUGGGUAAAGUAAUAAUCUAAAACAUAAAAUUGUAUUGUGGAUCAUAAGCAAGAAUACCGCCUGUGGUAAUUGCUUAAUUGUUCAGAAUAACAAAGUCCUUUUUAUAAAAAAAAAAACCUUGGUUGUAGAUCCUUGUGGAUUUACCAAAGACUAAUUUUGUCAGACUGCUAACAAGCCAGAAUCAGGAAUUAUUUUAUUUUUCUUGGCUACAUAACAGCAUCAAGUUAAUAAGGUCAUAUAUUAAUGGGUCACUACUAAAUAAAUGAUUUGCUAAACAGUAACUUAUUUUAUUAUGUAAAUGAAUUUAUCAUGGGUUUAAAUUUGGUGCGCACAAAUUAAGGAUAUCAUGUACCAAAGAAAUGAAUUCUUACCAAUCCAAAAAAAAAAAAAUGGCUUAUUCACCCAUGUCCCUAUAAAGUAAAGGGAUGCCUCUGUCUGUUACUCUGAAAUUCUGGCUUGUUAGUGGCUCACAGGAACGGAAGCCCGGUCACUUGGCGUCCUUAUUAAUUUCAUUUGGUCCUGGAGAUCG